CAUGCACUUAAAACUACAGGUGGUACUUACACCUAUAUUUCCUGACAUGACAAAAUUCAAAUUUCCCCUACAUGAACAUUAAUCUAAUCGUGAAUCACACCAAACAACAUUUCUGUGGUGACUUGAUUGAAUUGUAGAAAAUAUCUAAGAUUUGACACAUUAUUUAGUGGCAAGAUGAGUCUAAAAGUUGGCCUCAUUAUAUGUCUAUGUAUGUCUGGUAUAUUGCUGGAGAAAGGCAACAAGAAAUCAUUUGGGGAAAUGGAGACUAACACUGAAACAAACACAAAGCAAAAUGAUUUGGACGACUAUUUGGAAUUCAAAGAAAGCAGAAACGUGACUUCGUUUGAACAUGAAAGUGAUGAUCAAAAAGGCUCAAAGAAGCAUGGAAUGAUGAAUCAAUGAAUGGAGAUUUUGUAACAUCACAAACGUAUCCAAAGGGUUAUACUGUAAAUGAUGAAGGUGUCAAAGAACAACUGGUAUAUGAACAAUGUGAUUUGUGUGAAUGUAAUGGUGAUGAUUCAUCCUACUUUUGCGAGUGUCAUCAAUACAUGUCUAACAAGACAUUUACAACUAUUCAUGAACUUGUCUCCUGUCUUCCACAUUUCCCUCAUUCAGUUGAUUUAGUUAUGGAACUUAACAUUUCCGGAUUUAACUUUGGAAUCAUACCGAAUGGAUCAUUCAGCAACAUUCCUUAUGUGCAAACCUUAUCAAUUAGAGCAUGUAAUAUUACGAAAUUGGAACCAAAUGCCUUCAAAGGCCUUAAUAACUUAUCUGAGCUUGCAAUAGUGGACAGUGGAAAAGAUAAAGAAGGUAUUUCAAUCCUUAAUUAUCAUUUGCUACAGCACUGCCAGAAAACUAAGAUACUAAGUUUGGGAAAAGUAAGAAACAUUGCAAAUAACACAUUCUUCGCUCUACCAAAGCUUAUUCAACUUACUUUAGAAGACAAAGGCAUCUUGGAACAUCACCAAAUAUUCAAAUCAUUGCAUAAAUUGCAAAUUCUUAUACUCAAUGGGAUAGGAUUAAACCAAAUCCCUGGUGCCAUUUUACAUUAUCUCCCAUUCUUGACAGAACUCCAUUUGGCUAACAAUGCAAUAAAUAGCCUUCAGUUUGAUGGGAAGCUUACGACCAAUGGUCAUUUAACUCUUGAUCUUCAAGGCAAUAAUAUCAAGUCAGUGACGAAAACUGAUAUGUCCCAGUUUAAAAAGGUCGCUAAUUUAUCACUCAAUUUAGCUGACAAUGAUCUGGAAGAUAUUGAACCGAAUUAUCUUCAAGACAUCAAGGUAGUAGAUAUUCUCUCAUUUAAUAAAAAUCUAAAAUUGGGUAAAACAAAUGCAUUAAAGAACAUGCUAGAAAGCUGUAAGGGAAAGCCUAUAAAAGAUCUGCAAAUUGCAGGUUGUGGCAUUGUAAUUGAUAAAUUUAAUUCAUCUUUCCUUGAACCCCUUAAGAAUUCAAAUCUUCAAAGCUUAAGUAUUGGUUAUAAUUUGAUAGACAGAUUUGAAACUGAUGCAUUUGAGCCUGUGAAAUCAUUGCGAGAACUAGAUAUUUCAAACUUUAUGCAUAUUUCCAGUGAGACAUUUGCACCACUACAAGACCUUUCAACUCUUAGAAUCCAUGAUAUGUCUGUUCUUCCAACAAAAAAAGAUGCUAUGAAUGUUAGUUUGAUUGAACUAGAAAAUUUAGAUACUCUCUUUCUGUACAAACUUGAUUUCUCUCGUAUCAUUUUUACUUUAAGACGUUAUAUAUACUCUUUAAUGUAUUUCAAAUUGACGGAUAUGGGGGAGGCAUUUGAAGCAUAUCAUGAUCAAGUUUUGAAUUUGAUUACAAAUUCAUAUUUAUUCUCUCUCGACUUAUCUGGAAAUUUACUUUUUCGCUAUUCAGACACUGCUCUGUGUGAAUUAUUUAAUGGUGUCGACACUUCUGAAUUUCGUUUAUGUGAAAACUAUUUCAAAAUACUUCCAGAUUGUAUAUUUCAAAAUAUCCGUGCACAGUUGAUAGAUUUAAGCCAAAACAGAAUCACUUACAUUCAAGAAGGUUUGUUUAAAAACAUCCCUGACAUAAUCAAUUUAAAUUUAGCUGGGAACAGCAUCAGCUUAAUUGAUGGAACAGCACUUACUGUAGUUGGCCAAGAUAUACAAAUAGAAAAUAAUGUGAUCGAAUGUAACUGUGCAACACAGCCCUUUACAAAAUGGCUACGACGAAGAAAGCAUCAAAGGGGUUUAGUCACUCAUGACAAAUUUUGUGCUUCACCGACAGGACCAACAAAUGAGGAACUGUUGAAAUUUGAAUUAACAUGGGUGCAAUGUAACAUGGAAGCCUUUGUUAGAAUCAUUUCUCUAUCAGUUAGCAGUGUCAUUUUGAUUGGGAUAUUAACUGCUUCACUUCUGAAAUAUUUCUGGAGAGACAUUAAGUACAUGCAGCUGGUCAGGAGAGCAAAGCAGCACAAUGGGUACAUUCCAAUUGUUGAUCCAAAUGAUAACCAGAAUGAUAUCCUAAUUGAUGAUAUCCAAGAUGAUGAAGUAUAUGAUGCUUUUAUCAGUUACCAUUCUGAAAAGCGAAUAUGGGUACGUGAUGUGAUGACGCCAGAGCUCACCAAAGGGGAUGUUCAAUUCUCACUGAUACAUGAUGAUAACAUAAUACCAGGACAAGAGUCAUACUUUGGUGGACUAAUGUCACACAUGGACCGUAGUCGCCAUAUCAUAUUCCUGGUUACAAGAGGUUGGAUGCAGGAGGGAUGGAAUGAAUUUGAAAUGGACUCUGCUAUAGAUAUGCUCACCCAGACCAAACGCCACACACUCAUAGUUGUUCUGAUGGAGAACAUACCACAGAAAGAAAUGUCACACAAGCUUAAACUGAUGGUAAGACACAAUGUCUGUCUGAAGUGGAGUGAAGAAGAGAGGAAGCAGAGGAAAUUUUGGAGGGACCUUAAACUGGAACUAGGAAAAAAGCGUUAUAUGUGAAGCCAAUUCCUCUGAAAAUAAUGAUUGUGCAAAAGUGAUUUAAUUCAAAUGUUACAAACAGUUCAUUUUAUUUAAGGAAAUAUCUGCACAUCCUUCCCAAGUAAUAUCCCUUAUGAACGGAGGAUAAGGCAUUUAUUUCUCUUAUCAUUGACAGGUGUGCUCUAAAUCGAAGUAAAUAAUUGUUUCAAAACAAGUUUCUCAUUCUGUUAUUUCAUGUAUGUAUUUCACUUUCGUAAUUAGUGCCUACAAGCAUGGUGGAGAAAAUGACAUCAUGUUUUUUGUCAUGUGAUCUCUGUUACAAAAUAUAGAAUAAAUAAUAUGACAGUGA
Owenia fusiformis is the source of this 3285-nucleotide messenger RNA. Lineage: Eukaryota; Metazoa; Annelida; Polychaeta; Sabellida; Oweniidae. The record is from the annotation of a GenBank genome assembly.